AUGUUCGCAUCUACAUAUUUCGAUCCACAACAGAAUUUGACUGUCGAACAUUCCCUUUCCCGACGUCUUUCUAAUCCGGUAAAACAGUUCGUUGGUAUGUAUGUAAUCGUUCGUUCAAAACUAAAUCGUGGAACUAAUCGAAGUAUUUUUGAUGAACAUGUGCCUUUCUGUAAUUCAAAUUUAAUUAUCAAACAGCAGAGGGUUUAG
Molecule: messenger RNA, 207 nt
Organism: Auanema sp. JU1783
Lineage: Eukaryota; Metazoa; Nematoda; Chromadorea; Rhabditida; Rhabditidae
Source: the annotation of a GenBank genome assembly